Menidia menidia (Atlantic silverside) is the source of this 1044-nucleotide messenger RNA. The record is from the annotation of a GenBank genome assembly. NCBI's taxonomy places the organism in Eukaryota, Metazoa, Chordata, Actinopteri, Atheriniformes, Atherinopsidae.
AUGUAUCCUCAAUACCUUACAGUAGACCCAUAUUAUGGAUGCUACAACUGGUCAGAAUAUGGAACAACAACCUCUGAACAUGACCAGUACCAGGUUCCUGAGGGUUUCUCCAUGUAUCCUCAAUAUGAAGGAAAUUACCUGUUUGGAAAGGAGGAAUCCACCAAUAUUGUGACACCAGAAGCAGAGGGUGACUUUGUUAAAAUGGAGGAACCACAAGUAUCCAUCAAUAGUGUAACACCAAAAGAAGAAAAUCCCAACGUGGAAAUGGAGGAACCACAAGAAUCCAAUGAUAGUGUAACACCAGAAGCAGAGGGUGACUUUGGGGAAAAGGAUAAAUCCCAGCCUGAUGCACAAAGUGGAAACCAUCGGACUCCUCGAUCUAAACCCCACCCCGCCUACAAGAGGAUAAACUAUCUCGAGCACCAACUCGAUAUCCUCACAUCCAAACUGCAGAGGAAGAACUAUUUCCUGUCCCAGGAAAAGGAAAGAAGGCUGGAAGCAGAGGAGGACUGCUUCAGCUACGAACUGGAACUCAAACAGCUCAAAAACAGUUUAAAGAACGAGAGUCAGCUUAGAAAAAAAUGGGAGGAAGAGCUCAGAAAGUCUGAAGCAAACUUCAAAGAACUGAGUCAGUCCUCCAAAGUUCUUGAGGAGAAGAUAGAGAAGCUAAACGAGGAACUUAAGGAGAAGAGUUCCUCCAAUGCUGACCUGUUAAUUAAUGCUGUUAUUUCAUUGGUCCUUCCUCUCUGUGAACAGUCCUCGGAGAACAUGAGCGUGUCCAUCACGUUCUUCAGGCUUUUUCGGGUCAUGCGUCUGGUGAAGCUUUUAAAUCGCUCCGAGGGGAUCCGGAACCUUCUCUGGACCUUCAUCAAGUCCCUUCAGGCUCUCCCUUAUGUGGCCCUCCUCAUCCUCAUGCUCUUCUUCAUAUACGCAGUGGUGGGAAUGCAGAUAUUUGGUAAAAUCGCGUUAGUCGAUGGUACGUUCAUCAACAGAAACAACAACUUCCAGACUUUCCCUCAAGCCGUGCUGCUGCUAUUCCGGUAA